GCUGGACCAGUGCCUGGAGUUCUUGGGAUGAGUCUUCAGAAUGGGGAUUUGCCAGGGCAGUCUUCCAAAAUCCACUAAACCCUUGAAGCAUGAACUAAAAGAAAAAUUGAAAGACUCUAUCAUCAUCUUUAUGAUAGGAGGUCCUGGCUCUGGUAAAGAUGUGCAGAGUAUCCGGCUAGCUAGCAAAUACGACUUCUCCCAUGUGGCUAUUGGAGAACUGCUGCGGGAAGAAGCCAGCAGGAGUACUAGCAAGGGCAAAGCCAUUAGGGAGAUCCUGCUGAAAGGGGCUCUGGUGCCCUCGGGCUACAUCUUAGAACUGCUGACUGACAGGAUGUUAAAAGCUGAAAAUUUCAAAGGAUUCUUUAUUGAAGGCUUCCCCCGAGAAAUCAAUCAAGCCAGGCUGUUUGAGGAAGUUGUGGGACGUUUGCCCAACAUUGUUAUAGUGUUCGACUGUUCUACAGAGACUAUGAUCCAGCGGCUGAUGAUCAGAAGCCAGCUGGGCCAAAGAGUGAAUGACCAUGAGAGAAUUAUCCGGCAACGGCUUGAGACUCACUAUACACUGUGUGACCCUGUCCUCACUUACUACCUGCAGAAAAGCAUACUCCGGAAUAUCCUUGGGGAGGAACCCCCAGAAGUAGUCUUUGCCAAGUGCUGCAGUGUUGUUGAUGAUGUGAUAAAAGCAGCUACCUCUGGUAUAGCUAUUUAGUUCUACAGAAAAAUAAAAGAUUUUAAGCUCUGGUCUAUUAGCAUGCCUUCCUCAGACCCCCCCCCCCUUUUAAAAAAAGAUCUUGAUUCAGAACUGCAUCAACCUCACCUAAUAAUCUGAAGCACAGAGAGUGGUCCUGUCUAUGACGAUGUAUUCAGAAAUCUAGGUUAAAUUAUAUCCUGCAAUCUCCAAGAAAAGCCAUGAUUGCAAAUGGUUCUCUGUGAGCAAAGUGAACUGCUGGCCAAAACAAGAAUGAAAGAUCACUUUCACAGUAAACAAUCAUAAAAUAAAGGGGAGUUACUGUUGCAGCAUAUAAGCAAGCUGUGAUCUACAGAGUAGUUUUAGGUCAUUCCAUUAAUUGAGAUGCUCUUUCUGAAAUUCCUCAGUCAAGGAUACAUUCCCACUUGUUUAAUUUAUCUCUGGAAUUAAGUUUGUACUUUCAAAGAUUAUCCUAUCUCCAAAUCAUGUCUGAGGUAGCAAAAUUCCAAGA
Messenger RNA from Protobothrops mucrosquamatus (brown spotted pit viper), 1196 nucleotides. RefSeq names its product adenylate kinase isoenzyme 1. The record is from RefSeq and is a predicted model, not a curated record. Lineage: Eukaryota; Metazoa; Chordata; Lepidosauria; Squamata; Viperidae. Gene Ontology annotation, cellular component: cytoplasm; cytosol. Gene Ontology annotation, biological process: nucleoside triphosphate biosynthetic process. The coding region runs from base 41 to 706 and encodes 221 amino acids. The transcript is spliced from 5 exons. Gene Ontology annotation, molecular function: ATP binding; AMP kinase activity.